GUGUUUGCCCCUGGCCGGCGUGCACGCGCGGGUGAUGCGCUAGCCAUGAUCUCGCAGAAGCUUUCGUACGGCGACGUGCCGACGUCGGCGUCGCUGUCCUCGCUGUCGCCGGGCCUCGCGCCGCCCUACGUUAACGGCAUGGGCUGCAUGCCGGCGCAGCCCUAUCCGAAUCUAUACUCCAACAACAUGGUCGCGGGCGGCUCGUGUAUGGGCUCCCCGAGUGUCGGCUACUCGCCGCCUAGCACCAUGGCCUCCUGCAUGGGCGGCGCCGGCGCCGUGCCCUACGGCUCCUUGCCGCGAGAACAGGAGGCCGCCUCGCCCACCUCAGCGCUGCAGCGGGCCCGCAACGACAAGACGUACCGCCGCUCUUACACGCACGCGAAGCCGCCUUACUCCUACAUAUCGCUCAUCACCAUGGCUAUCCAGAAUAAUCCUUCACGAAUGCUGACGCUCUCCGAAAUCUACCAGUUCAUCAUGGAUCUGUUCCCUUUCUACAGACAAAACCAGCAGCGCUGGCAGAACUCGAUCCGACAUUCGCUGUCCUUCAACGACUGCUUUGUGAAAGUGCCGCGCACACCGGACAAGCCCGGAAAAGGUUCCUUUUGGACGCUACACCCUGACAGCGGGAACAUGUUCGAAAACGGUUGUUUCUUGCGACGUCAGAAACGAUUCAAGGACGAGAAGAAAGAGACAUUGAGACAGGCCCAGAAGGCGCAGCAGACGCAUGGACACCACGGGGGCUCACACGACAAGCGCGGCGAGCACGGGCACGACAAGAGCGCGCCGCCCGGGCCCGGCGAGGACAAGGAGAUGCGCGACGAGCUCCUGGCCCAGCUGCACGCCGCGCCCGAGCUCUGUCUGCCGGAGCACACGCCGCUUGCCCUCGAGCACUACGCGCAGCUCAAGCAGGAGCCGAGCGGGUACGCGCCGGCGCAGCACCCGUUCAGCAUCACCCGCCUGCUGCCCGGCGCCGACACCAAGGCGGAUCUCAAGAUGUACGACGUGAACUAUGGAUACGGGCACUCGCCGGCGGAUAACUACUACCAGUCGCCGCUGUACCACCAUCACCACGCGCACGCGCAGCCGCCCUUGUGACAGUACCCCCUGGCGUAGGCCGUCCGCCGCGCGCCCUCGUGGUGCGUGCCGCAGGACGAGUCCGCCGCGCCAUAGCCCAGCCGCCGCUGCCGCCACCGCCGCCGCUGCCGCCGCCGGGCCGCACAACCCGACAAUCUCAUCAAUGAUAUUGGACUCCAAGUGAGCGUUACGUGUUCUGGUGAUAUUACCUACGGAGCGGUCGCGCUCGCCCGAGGACCC
This is a messenger RNA of Bombyx mandarina (wild silkworm), 1314 nucleotides long. It is a transcript of the gene fkh, whose product is annotated as fork head box protein. The record is from RefSeq and is a predicted model, not a curated record. NCBI's taxonomy places the organism in Eukaryota, Metazoa, Arthropoda, Insecta, Lepidoptera, Bombycidae.